AUGGAGGUUAUGGAAGAAGGGAAUUUAAUGGACAGAGUUCCAGUACUGUUACAACGUGACUUACAAUUCUAUCAGACCCAUCAACGAGUAUUGCAAGAGCGCAUUUGCCUUGGAGUGGUCGGUGGAAAAUUGGACUUUCCACGUUAUGCCUCUUUUGCCGCAAUUAAAAUUGUGUUAUGGUGGGAAGAUGAAUACUAUGCUUCCUAUCAAAAGCAUUCCGGACUAUUGCAUUCAGAGCUAGAUUUGUUGGCCCAUGACCCUGCGGCAGUUAUUGUAAAAACCUCAGAUCCUGAAAAAUUUGUAAACUUGGUCACGAGGUCCGCUGAUAUGCUCUUGGAACAUCUGCAUAUUCUUUCACAGGAGUCAUUGGAUCAUGCAGAUUUAUCAGUAUUGACAGCAACUAUUGGUGCUGCAGCACUAAUAAAGAAUUGCCUGAAUUUUUACAUGAAAGCAGCUAAUGUAAAAGUUUAUCGACCGAAGGGAAAUGAAAAGGGUGGAGCAUUGCGAUUAUCUUAUAAGCAAUAUUUUCAAAUGGCAGAAGCGUUGGCUGAAAGGCUACUAGAUUUGCACUGCAGAUUAUUGCUACUUUACAUCAUACAAGAUGCUGAUUGCCUACACUGGGAAAAUAGUCAACCAUUUUUUGAAUCUGAACGCGGCUCAUAUACAAUACAAAUGUGGUGGCACUACAUUCAAGGCAUCAAGGAUGACCUGUGGAAUUCGGUGCCGCCAAAGAUGGCGCAACGUAUUUUUGCUGGUAUUUUAAAUGAAACACUAAGUGUACUCACGGCUCGGUACUCUCUAAUCUUAACUAGCGUUGAAAGAGCUCAAUUACACUUGGCCGAUAUCUCUAACAUGCUGUUUUGUGUAGCCGAACUGUUACCUUAUAUAUGCGAGAGUGGCGAAGCAUACAUUGGUCUGCAGCUACCCAACCAAAGUGCCAUUAUCCGUGACGUGCACGCCAAGUGUCGCGAGCUCUUUUACUGUCUGCUAUUGCGUGGUGCACCAUUAGGAGUGCUCUCAAAGCUUUGCCGUAAAAAUAUUGAAAAUAUGGAGAUGUUUUCAUCGAGGCAAGGACUACCUUGCGCUUGGAUUUUAUUUGCUUCACCACGUCUUUUUUCAACCGAUAAAACUUUCCAGUGGGUUACGGAAUUCGGAGAUCUGAGUGCGCGCAUUGCAAUUUCAUUGGAAUUGAAAGUGCUUUUGGCAUUUCCCGAAGCAGAUUGGGCAUAUUUACUAAAGGUACUUUUGAUGCGCAAUGCCCAGGUGAUUGGAAUAAUCCUCCGUCAUAUAUUUUCGCAUUUGCCGUCACCAGAAAAUUUCAAAAAUGAGAAUAGUAUAUUUUUCGGCGAUUUCAGUCAACGUAAGAAAUGUGAAGCGUUUUUGUGCCGGAAUGAAUGUUUAGAUGUAUCCGAAGAAUUGAAGAACUGUUCAGAUCCCAUUGGUCAGUCGAAUUAUCAAAUCGCACUAUCAUUAACCUACUUGUUGGUGGCUGUUGGAAAAGCUGUCGAUAUUAAAUCAUGUCUAGUAAAAACCUUGGAAGAAAGUUGUGCUGGUUGGAGUGAUUGCCUGGACAAACGGCAAGUUUGGAAUCAAAAACGCCCACCGUGGUUGGAAGCAAUUAUGCAUUUCGUUUAUCCUGUACUGAAUUGCAUUGUUGAAAUGCUAGUUAAUGCCGUCGAAGCGGGUGCCAGUAUGUAUCAAGCAAUGUCGUUGGCGCUAACCUGUGUUUCAGAAAUGUGGGAUUGCAUUCCGGAAAGCCUCUACAAAGUUACGAUUUUAUUGCAAGACAUUAUACCGGUUUCAACGCGUCCACUUGGUGAUUCGGUACUGAUGCAAGUGGUGUUUGCGGCUUUAUAUACCCAUCUAAUUAGGAAGGUGAAGACUUAUGAAACGGAAAAUAAAAUGGAGAAGGCAUCAAUAUGCUAUUCAAUAUCGGAAGCUAUAUGCUGUAUUGACGAAGAUGACAAGCACACGGAUCAAAUUGACUUAUUUCUAAAACAAGCUAGAGAUUCUAUAUCCGUUGAAACUAACUUUGAAUAUAACAAUGGUGUACGCAGUUGGAUAAGCACCUUAAGUACCGUUAAGAUCGAUGACAUAAAUACAACGCAUUCCGAACGAUUUGCCCAAAGCCCUCCAAUAAAUUAUGCUACGGAGUUAGAUGUGGGUAUGACAGAUUAUAUAGCCGAUAUAUUAGUGAGUGAUGUUCUUACGACCAAUAUUGGAAAACAAGCAUUGAAGACUAGUUAUAGAUAUCUGAAGAAUAAUGCUGAUUGGUUAAUGGAACAGAUGGCUACAGGUGUUUCCCUGAAUGGCCCCUAUUUAGGGCAGAAUAUCAAUGAACCGAAAGAUUCCAUGCUGUCAACAAUGUUUUUCGUUGGAAGCCAUACAUUUGAUCAGCUUUUAAGUGGUGUUCUAAAUAUUGACUACAUCACUUGGAUUCAAACACCUUUAUCACUCAAUACGGAGCGAGCCUGGCUGCAUUUAUCACGUCGGUGUGACUUUCAGGUAGACUCAAAACUUCGAAUGCCUGAAGUAACAAUGGUCGCUGGCAUUACACAAGUUAUGAAAAAGUGGAAAUAUCCAAAGAAAUUUUAA
Messenger RNA from Anastrepha ludens (Mexican fruit fly), 2595 nucleotides. RefSeq lists its product as uncharacterized. Lineage: Eukaryota; Metazoa; Arthropoda; Insecta; Diptera; Tephritidae. The coding region runs from base 1 to 2595 and encodes 864 amino acids. The record is from RefSeq and is a predicted model, not a curated record. The transcript has 13 exons.